Messenger RNA from Aspergillus ibericus CBS 121593, 990 nucleotides. Its product is annotated as sulfurtransferase. The record is from RefSeq and is a predicted model, not a curated record. NCBI's taxonomy places the organism in Eukaryota, Fungi, Ascomycota, Eurotiomycetes, Eurotiales, Aspergillaceae. Gene Ontology annotation, molecular function: thiosulfate-cyanide sulfurtransferase activity. The transcript is spliced from 2 exons. Gene Ontology annotation, cellular component: mitochondrion. Gene Ontology annotation, biological process: transsulfuration. Bases 11 to 928 code for a protein of 305 amino acids.
UCAAUUCACAAUGAACCCCUUCACCACCCCCCUAAUAACCCCCACCGAAUACCACAAUGCCACCCUCACCCCUCAGUCCCGACGAAUCAUCCCGCUAGCAGCCUACCGCCCCACCCUCCACGCCUCCUUCGAAUCCUACCAUCUCCCAGGCUCAAAAUUCUUCCCUCUCGACCAAAUAACCACCCCCUCCCCCUACCCAACCAUGCUCCCCACCCCCUCGCACUUCGCCGCCGGAAUGUCCGCCCUCGGGAUCCAGAAAUCCGAUAUCCUGGUCAUCUACGACGCAGAGGAAAUAGGCACGUAUCAUGCCCCCCGGUUGGCGUUUAUGUGUGAGUUGUUUGGGCAUAGGCAUGUGCAUGUUUUGAAUAAUUUGAGGGCGUAUGUGCGGUUAGGUUUGCCGGUUGGUGAUGGGGAGGUUGUGGUGGGGGAUGUUGGGCGGGGUGAGGGUGGUGGUGAAGGUGGGGGGUAUAUUGUGGAUGAAGGAGAGGUUGAUACUCAGCGGGUGAUUGAGUUCGAGGAGGUUAGGGAUGUUGUUUUACGGGGCAGGGAGCAGGAUGGGAAAAGGGCUAGGAUUCUGGAUGCGAGGAUACCGGGGCGGUUUCGCGGCGUGCAGGCGGAGAUGGAUCCGGCUUUGAGGUCGGGUCAUAUGCCUGGGGCGGUUAAUGUGCCGUUGGCGAGGUUGUUGAACGAACAGGAGGGGUCAAUUUUGUCGCCUGGGGAGUUGAAGAGGGUUUUGGUGGAUGCCGGGGCGUUGGAGGAUGGCGAUGGGAAGGUGGAAUAUAUCCUGACGUGUAAUUCUGGGGUUACGGCGGCGGCGCUGGACCUGGCGUUGCGGUUGGUUGGGGCCAAAGGGACGAGGAGGGUAUAUGAUGGGAGUUGGAUGGAAUGGACGCGCAGGGUCGGGGAUGAGCUGAUUGAGGUUUCGUAGCUGUAUAGACUGUAGGUAUAGACGAGCUGGACUCUAUUAGAGGCAAUAGAUGAAAUCAGGCU